UGGGCGGGCGGUGCCGGCGGCGCCGCGGGGCCCCCAUGGCGGCGGCAGCGGAACGCACGGACGAGCUGGUGCGGGAGUAUCUGCUCUUCCGCGGCUUCACCGCUGCCCUGAAGCAGCUGGACGCCGAAAUCAAGGCGGACCGGGAGAAGGGUUUCCGGGUGGAUAAGAUAGUGGAGCAGCUGCAGCAGUUUGUGCAGAGCUACGACCUGGCUGCCCUGCGGGAUUACUGGAGUUAUCUGGACCGACGCCUUUUCAGCCGUCUGGAAGACGUGUACCGGCCAACGGUGAACAAGCUGAAAACCAGCUUGUUCCGAUACUACCUGGUCCAUGCUGUACAGAAUGGCCGCAAUGACAAGGCACAGGAGUUUUUCCUCAAGCAGGCCUCCGAGCUCCAGAACCAGGCUGAGUGGAAGGAUUGGUUUGUCCUGCCCUUCCUGCCUGCUCCAGACUCCAACCCCACCUUUGCUACCUAUUUCUCGCGCCAGUGGGCAGAUACGUUCAUCGUGUCUCUGCACAACUUCCUGAGCGUCUUAUUUCAGUGCAUGCCAGUUCCAGUCAUACUGAACUUUGAAGCUGAAUGUCUCAGGACCAGUCUCAUACAAGAAGAAAAUGAAUCGUUGCGGCAUAAGCUGUUUGCUCUGCAGGCUGAAUCCUCCCGCAUGAAGAAAGAGGAACUGGAGGUGGAACAGACAGUUCUGCAUCACAAGUUGCCUGCAUAUGUGGCCAACAUGGAUCGACUAGGGGAUUCUGAGCUUGAUAUGACCUGCAAUCAGAGAAGUACAGCACAUUCUCUUCAGUCCCGGGGAGGCUUUCUGUCCUCCUUUCUCUCCCAGAGUAAAAAGGGCCCUUCCAGACCAAUCCAUUCAAGUGGGGCUUCUCCAAUGCAGGCUAGCAGUAUGCUGCUAGGGAAGAAAGAACCAACAAAUCACCAGAGUGCCAAAGGAAAAGAAGGAGCAGUGAGCUCUAAGGAUGGGAAGAGCCACUUCAGUGGUUUAGUGGCAGGCGAGUCCAGUUCCCUGCAGCAGCGGCAGAAGCGCUUGCAAGAGCAUGGGAAAGAAAGGAAGGAACUGUUGUCAAAAGGGACCUUCCAGGAUUUCUUCCUUCAGGGCCAAAGUGCUGAGAAGAAAACAGAUACUAACAUAGCUGAGGCAGAACCAUGCUCAGAGCUGCAUGCUGAGCAAACAGAGACUUCAACCAAAAUGCCUGGCAGCAGUGCAGAGGCUGUGGGAGUUCGGCAGGAGCAGCCUUUCAUCGUCCUGAGCCAGGAGGAGUAUGGGGAGCACCAUUCAUCCAUCAUGUACUGCAGGGUUGAUUGUUCUGGACGGAGGGUGGCCAGCUUGGAUGUGGAUGGGGUCAUCAAAGUCUGGUCUUUUAACCCCAUAAUGCAAACAAAAGCUUCAUCCAUUUCCAAAUCUCCAUUGCUGUCCCUGGAAUGGGCCACCAAGCGUGAUCGGCUGCUAUUGCUUGGCAGUGGGGUUGGGACAGUUCGUCUUUAUGACACAGAAGCAAAGAAGAAUCUCUGUGAAAUCAGCAUUGAUGAAGACAUGCCCAGGAUCCUCUCGCUUGCCUGCAGCCCAAGUGGUGCCUCCUUCGUCUGCUCUGCAGCAGCCCAGAGCCCCGUCUCCCACAUUGACUUCUCCGUAAUCAACUCUGGGGGCAAAAGCAUGAACCAAGUUCCUGGGAAGCUGCUACUGUGGGACACUAAGACAAUGAAACAGCAGCUGCAGUUCUCCCUGGAGCCUGAGCCCAUUGCUAUUAACUGCACAGCCUUCAACCACAAUGGCAACCUUCUGGUCACCGGGGCUGCAGAUGGCAUUGUUCGUCUCUUUGAUAUGCAGCAGCACGAGUGCGCCAUGAGCUGGAAGGCACACGAUGGGGAAGUCUACUCUGUGGAGUUCAGCUAUGAUGAGAACACAGUCUACAGCAUAGGAGAGGAUGGCAAGUUUAUUCAGUGGAACAUCCAUAAAAGUGGUUCAAAGGUGUCUGAAUAUGACCUUCCCAGGGAAGCUACAGGUCCUUUUAUUCUGUCUGGGUACAGUGGCUACAAGCAAGUCCAGUUCCCACGAGGACGGCUUUUUGCUUUUGACUCUGAGGGCAAUUACAUGUUGACAUGUUCUUCUACUGGGGGAGUAAUUUUUAAGUUAAAUGGUGAGGAAAAGGUUCUGGAGAGCUGCCUUUCCCUGGGAGGACACCGAGCUCCUGUUGUCACAGUGGAUUGGAGCACAGCCAUGGACUGCGGGACCUGCCUCACUGCUUCUAUGGAUGGGAAAAUUAAAUUAACAACCUUACUGGCUCAAAAGUCUUAACCUGGACAGUACUGAAGGGGGAAAGAGCAAUAGAGCUGACAACCCCAGUGUUAACUCACAGGAACAAACUGCAUGGGAGGCAAGGCAAAGCAAAGUCCCUCUUCUCAUUGUAGCUUUUGCCUCUUGAUAAGUACAUUUGCCAAAGCACUGUGCAACAGAAUGCCAGUAUGGGACUGGAUCAGUGGCAGCACUGAAAAAUAAGUCUCCACUAAUCCAUUGUGGCAGCUGGACUUCCCUCUGUUAGGGAGUCUUGAGUAGCACGUGGCUAAAAGGCUGUGGUCAUGUCAGGGUUCUGCAGAAGGUGAGGCUGGAGGAAGCAAGCAUGAGGCAGCACAGUGCAUGACAAUAAGGUGACUCAAACUGGAAAGGCUGAUGAGAAACCAGAGUAUUCUUUGGGUAUAACAUUUGUUGUUAUGAUUUUGUUAGUUUGUUUUUAUUUGGUUUUUUUCUGUAAAAAGAAAAUAUUCCCUUGCAUUUGAACUCUA
Haemorhous mexicanus (house finch) is the source of this 2791-nucleotide messenger RNA. RefSeq names its product WD repeat domain 91 (gene WDR91). Lineage: Eukaryota; Metazoa; Chordata; Aves; Passeriformes; Fringillidae. Bases 36 to 2306 code for a protein of 756 amino acids. Gene Ontology annotation, cellular component: late endosome membrane; extrinsic component of endosome membrane; early endosome membrane. The record is from RefSeq and is a predicted model, not a curated record. Gene Ontology annotation, molecular function: phosphatidylinositol 3-kinase regulator activity; protein binding. Gene Ontology annotation, biological process: early endosome to late endosome transport. The transcript has 15 exons.